This is a messenger RNA of Gadus morhua (Atlantic cod), 1616 nucleotides long. RefSeq names its product TAFA chemokine like family member 4b (gene tafa4b). Gene Ontology annotation, molecular function: receptor ligand activity. NCBI's taxonomy places the organism in Eukaryota, Metazoa, Chordata, Actinopteri, Gadiformes, Gadidae. The record is from RefSeq and is a predicted model, not a curated record. Bases 111 to 518 code for a protein of 135 amino acids. The transcript has 5 exons.
CGAGCAUUCUGGCGGGCAUGGCGGCGGGGGCCGUGCUGUAGUGGUCACGGGGGCGCAGGGGGCAGGGGCGCGCCAGGUCACAGACGAGCAGUCGCAGGACGGUCUGCAGGAUGAAGGUGUGGGCGAGAUCAGCUCGGCCCUGGCAGGUGGCCCUGCUCGUCGCCGUGGUGAUGCUCUGCGCGGACCCUGUGUCCGCCGGCAACCGUAACCAUCGGGGACAGACAGUGGCCUACCAGGUGAAGCAGGGGACGUGCGAGGUGGUGGCCAUCCAUCGCUGCUGUAACAAGAACAAGAUUGAGGAGCGCUCACAGACGGUCAAGUGCUCCUGUUUCCCGGGCCAGGUGGCCGGCACAACCCGGACCAGGCCCUCCUGUGUGGAAGCCUCCAUCGUGAUCCAGAAGUGGUGGUGUCAGAUGCAUCCCUGCAUGGAUGGGGAGGAGUGCAAGGUCCUGCCCGACCUGACCGGCUGGUCAUGCAGCACCGGCAACAAGGUCAAGACCACCAAGGUCACGCGAUAGCAAGAGAGGCUCCGAAGGUGCAGAGCAGCUGUUCAGGAGGAGAGACGACACAAACAUAUCUAAUGGAAUGGAAGCUGACCGAUCAUCACCAAACUCAACGGAAGCGUGUGGACACCCGAUGGAUGAAAGACACCGGGCCGCUUGUUUUGGACCGACGGACCACUGGGACGGACGACCAGACCAGUUAUUUGAUGCAGAAAAACGAAAAACGACGCUUUGAUCUGACAAUGAUCCCCAAAAAAUUAACUGAGGGACAAAACUGUGGACUAAGGAGAACAAAGAGGGAUAUCAAAACACUGGAUUUAGCAUUUUUUAAAAGUCUAUUUCAAGAGAGAAUUUAUCCAUAGAUGAGCGAUAGAUGAAACAAUAGAACAAAGGGACAAAGAAACAACAGCGUUGAUAGUUCUCCCUGGACGUGGUCCAGUCCAGCCCCUUAUCCAUAAGAAAGGCUUAGCGCUGCAUUGAGGACAGUGUUCCUCACGACCGGCCCGGGAGAUGGGCCGGAGCGCGUAGCUCAUAUCCGGUGAAUAACUACUGAACGGCAAAUUAGCGUCCAAUUGCUCUUUUGGGUCAAGCCCCUUUCACACAGAGUGCUCCGCAACGGUCAUUUUACAGUUCUAAUUGGUACUGCGAGCGUAGGAUCAUAACAGCGUAUUAAAUAUUCAUGUAAGAUAUUUGGACUAGUUUGAAACCGUUUUGGGAAUGUGUUGUUUUCUUGAUAUUGCCGUCUGUUGCCGAAAGGGAAGAUCAGAACAGGAUUAUGUUUCUUUAUGUUUCCUUUUAAACGCUGCCCGCUGUAGGAGUAGAAAUAUAUGAUGUAUAUCACGCCCCUAUUAUUCCCCCGUAGGCUUGGAUGAAUAAAGUGUGGCUUGGAGAAGGAGGCCACGGCCAUAUGCAGCUAUACUACAUGACCAUAAAACUAGGAAAUCUAUGACUACAAAAAUCUGUUCCUCUGUCUGAUUCAUUCGUUUUUUCGCCAGAUAUUUGCAAGGUAUUCCUGAAGAGGUUCUAUAUCUUUUAUCUGGUAUACUCUGGAUGUGAUAUCAUUUGUGUUCACCUUUUAGAAGGCUUAUAAAACGCUGAAACCAUGGGGGACGA